AUGCACGGAGUUAGUGGAACAGUUAGUGUUUAUAAUCCAAUUGUUGAGAAGGAUCAAACGAGUUCUGCAGUUAUAUGGGUUCGAAGUGGACCUCCAGAUAAUUCUAAUAUAAUCACAAUUGGAUGGCAUGUGCUUCCUCAAUUAUACAAUGACGACCUAACUCAUUUUUUUGUCUUUUGGACGAAUGAUUCUUUCAAGAAGACGGGAUGCUACAAUUUAGAUUGUUCAGGUUUUGUUCAAGCCGAUAAUACAAUUACUCCAGGUCAAUCAUUCAACAAAACAUCCUUCCUUAAUGGACUUGUUAUCAAUCUUCCACUUUCUAUCUUCCAGGAUCCAACAACAAAAGAUUGGUGGGUUAGUGUAGAGAAGAAGGAAAUUGGAUAUUUUCCGGCAUCUUUAUUCUCGAACAUGACAUACGUUGAUGAAGUGGCGUGGAUGGCUAUAACAACAACUCCUUUGGGUACCCGUAGUCCUUCAAUGGGAUGCGGAGAAUUUCCCAUGGGCAUUUCAAAUCAUGGGUCUUAUUUUAAGAAUCCUGAAUUUGUUAAUGAUUUUGGACAAAAUCAACCACUUGAAAAAGACGAUGGACAUAUUUACACUUCCAAAUUUGUAUGCUUUGGUGCUGAAUACAUUGAGGACAAAGAUGUUGGAUUAUCAGUUGAAUUUGGAGGACCUGCGGGGUGUAACGCUUAA
Molecule: messenger RNA, 693 nt
Organism: Medicago truncatula (barrel medic)
Lineage: Eukaryota; Viridiplantae; Streptophyta; Magnoliopsida; Fabales; Fabaceae
Exons: 4
Coding region: 1-693 (230 amino acids)
Source: RefSeq, a predicted model, not a curated record